UUUUUUGGUGACUGGAAAACAAGCCAUUUCAAAAAUCCUCAGGAUUGUUGAGCCACAAUCGGAGCUCCAGCAUGUUUGGUGAGCUGGCUUUACGGCUGUAUGUGUUGUACAAUGACUGCUGUAAGAAAGACAAGUGUUUUGUUGUUGACCUACCAUCCAGAAACCACUUCCUGCAUUCAUGUUGGUUCCACUUCUGCUUUUCAAAGAUGUCCAGUUGUGUAACUGGACAUCUAUCUGUUUGCAGCCGUUUUCAUGUUGGAGUGUAAACAUUGAGUUGUGGGGUGCGGGGGCGUGGUCAAGCAGCAGCUGGAUUUAAAGAGACAAGAGAACCUAAAAGCUCAUUUUGAAAGGAGCUCAGAAUAGACAGAACCUGACACACUAAAAUCUGAUUUCUAAGGGAUUUUGUGCAAAAGAAAAAUAUGUUGAUAAUGUUCUGUAUUGCCUAUAGGACUAUCCUAAUCUGGUAGAAGAAGCAUAAUAGUUGAGCUUUAUGGAAUUACACUUGCAGUUGCCUAAACAAAAUACAGAAAAUAAAUUGCAAAUAAUUUUACGUUGUCACUUUUUAAAACUGUUUUGCAUUUCUAAUGGCAAGAACAAAAUGAUGGCAUUCCUACAUUUCUGGCUCAUGGUGCAAAAAGUGUGAAAACCACUGUAUCCUAUCCCCAUCUUAUAAUCGUUAUUUAUUACGUCAAUUAAAGUAAAACAAUACAAGUGAGUAUAAAAAUAUCCUCUUAUUUCAGCUACUUAAAACCGAUCCUCUCACUCUUCGUGUUGGAGCGGGGCCAACGUCCAGUUGAGUCAGUCCAGGAUGGAAGGCUUUACAUAGUCUAAUCUGGCUUCCUGCAACCAGCAUCCAUAAUUUUAAAACUGUCUUGUACUGUUGUGCAACUCGUACAAGAUAAGGUGCUUAUGGCAUGCUAUCAGUUUGUCAUUAAUAAUGCAUUGAUUUUAUGUUGUCUGACAUUAAUGUUAUCAGUGCUAAAGGGCGGGUCAUUAUUAACGCAGCUCUGAAAGUCCUUGAAUAUGAGUUUGGUUUCACAUGAAACACACGCCCAAACAUUUAUUUGGUGGCAGCGGUGGGAGUGAGGGAUAACAUAGUUAUAUAUAUAUUUUUUAACAAAAUCACCAGUGGCACAAUUAUUGAUGCUUGUUUCUUUUCAUUGCAUGCUUUGUUUUCACGUUUGCCGCGGUGCCCCGAUGGCAGUUUUCUGGCCGAGCGCCGAUCUUUAAAAAGCCUGACCUGCCGAUCGAUUCCGAUUUAAGCCGAUACCGAUAUUUUAGUCUGAAAAAUCGUGAAAAAUAGCAACAGUUGCGAAGUCGAUAACGAUGGGGUUGACAAAAAAAGAGAGACAAAAGAAAAGGAAUUAUUUAGCUACUUUUAUUGUUGGAGGAUAAAGAGGGUACGGAAAGCAAAUAGAGAAAAACGUGAAAAAUUAAGCUUUAAAUCAUCUUCAGUUCAUGUUUUUGAGCGUGUGCUAUAUAAGAAAAUCAUGUCAGCAUAUGUUUCCAUAUACCUUUCUCUUUCUCUUGUCAGUCUUUUUAUAAUGUCUUUUUAAAACACUUGUAUUUAUGUGAAGAAAUGCUAAAACACGCAGGUUUUUGAUAGGCAAAUUGAGUAUUUUUGGAAGGAAAAUUAUGUUGUCUUUAUAUGUUUUUUUUAAUGGCAUCUGACAAAAGCAUAAGAGGAAAGACAUCUAUGAAUAUGAAACAUUACAUAUCGAUUUGAACAAUUGUUCGGGUGACAUUAUCCUUUUCACAUUCAAUAUUUGCCUCUCUCUCUAAACAUAUCCUGUGUCAGAUUCCGCCUCUCUAGUACAACAUAAAUCUAUUUUUAGUCUUUUUCACACAUCUUCAAACUUCCUUCCAGGAUGUGUCUCACAUCUUACUUCAAUUUGAAGCCGUCAUAUCCAACAUGGAACGUCACAUGAGCUGUAAAUGUUUCCUGAAAAAGAUGCAGGUGCAAAAAAAAAGCAAUGGAAGCAGCCUCACCACUGAGGUUUAUUGUCUCACCGUGGGGUGUGUAUAGGUGUGUUUAACAAUCUGUUUUCCAGAAACCUGUCGUCAAGAUUGGACGGGCGUUACACAUAUGCGGCUCCAGUCGGCCACCUUUGGUCGUUUAUAAAGACCGCCGUCGCCUCCUGCUCUCUACCUGUCGCCCAGGAGACUGACUCAGCGGUAUCACCCUCCUUCUGACCUGCACCUGAGAGAAGUUUUUCAUCAUCGUCGUCAUGGCUGUGACCAACCAACCAGGCAGAUACGAGCCCUCCGACUUCCAGACGGGUCUGUGCGACUGCUGCGAAGACUUUGGAACCUGUUGCUACGGGUUUUUCUGCUUCCCGUGUCUCGGCUGCUCCAUCGCUAGCGACAUGAACGAGUGCUGUCUGUGCGGCACCGGCAUGUCAAUCCGCAGCGUCUACAGAACCAGAUACAACAUCAGGGGAUCUCUGUGUCAGGAUUACUUGAAGGCGGGCUGCUUCCCCAUAUGCGCCACCUGCCAGCUGAAGCGGGACAUCAACCGGAGAAAGGAGCAGGGCAUUUUCUAAACUGAUGCGAAGUCAUGACGACGGAGAAGCCGUAAACCCCCCAUGGACUGCUGGACUGAUAAGGAGGAGCCUUUCUCUCUUUCUUGAUGAAGAAAUUAUUCUGUUUACUACAUCGUUUUUUUGUUUUUUUUCUUCUUCUUUAUUUUACGUUGUGUCGUUCACCUUUUCCAUCAAUCACCUCGUGAUUCGUUGUUUUUCCUUUAUCCACGAACCUUUGGUCAACAUUGGGAAGCCACGUUUAUCUCCUGCUAUUAGUCCCACCCAGGGUUAUGAUGUACUGCGGUCAUGUAUGCUGCUAAUAGUUUAACAUUAUGUUGUAAAACGCAAAACUCUUUGCGUUUUACAACAUAAUGUAAAACACAAAGAGUUUUACAUUACGUAAAAUGUAAAACUCAGUUUUACAAGCGUCAACACUAGCUUGUAAAACUGUUGUCAUCUUCCAGAGGAACACAUGAAAACUUGAUUUUAAAUUAAAUAGUUUUAAUAAACGCUCUUAAGUUGUAUGUGCUUUCUUGUCUCUCUUUCAUUUUAUUGCAAAUUUUCUCUUGAAUCAACAAAGCUUUACAAAAUAUCAUCUUUCUUACUUUUCGCUCUCUGGUUUCCCUGAGUGUGCCUCCAAGUUUGAUAAUGCAGAUUAUCAAAAUUAAUUAACCACAACAUGGUUAUAUCCUAUGUAUUGUUACUUAAAGGAGGAUGAGUAGAUUUCCGCCAGAAAAACUCCAAAAC
Molecule: messenger RNA, 3269 nt
Organism: Poecilia latipinna (sailfin molly)
Lineage: Eukaryota; Metazoa; Chordata; Actinopteri; Cyprinodontiformes; Poeciliidae
Product: placenta associated 8
Exons: 5
Coding region: 2229-2543 (104 amino acids)
Source: RefSeq, a predicted model, not a curated record